CCUUUGCCCCGCCGCCGGGGACGGUGGCCGGCAGGCGCUGGGGGGGGCAGGGGUCGGCCAUGGAGCAAGGGGAGGCCGCUCCGCCGGCGGCUGAGGAGAAGGGUGGGGAGGAGGAGGAUGAUUUCGGCUACCGACUCUUCCCGGACCGGAACAAGAAGCCGCAGAGCUUCCUGGUCCGCAGCCUCUUCACCUUCCACAACAGGUGCCAGCUGAUGCUGAGGAUGACUCUGGACACGAAUCCAUAUGCUCAACUACUUCUUGAGGCUAUGAAGCAGUCUGGUUGCACUGUCUUCAAUGACCGGCACUUUUCUUGUGAAGACUGUGAUGGCUGUGUCAGUGGAGGUUUUGAUUCUGCCACAUCUCAGAUUGUUCUGUGUCAGAACAACAUUCGCCACCAAUCCCAUAUGAACCGGGUGGUCACACAUGAAUUGAUUCAUGCUUUUGAUCACUGCCGUGCACAUGUUGACUGGUUUAAAAAUGUCAAACACUUAGCAUGUUCAGAGAUUCGAGCUGCUAAUCUCAGUGGAGACUGUACACUGAUGAAUGAAUUAUCCAGGUUUAAAUUUGGAUUAAAAGGACACCAUCAGACUUGUGUACGAGAGAGAGCGAUUCGUUCCAUUCUGGCUGUUAGAAAAGUUAGCAAAGAAACGGCAGAAAAAGCUGUGGAUGAAGUUUUUGAUGCCUGCUUCAAUGAUCUGGAACCUUUUGGAAGAAUCCCACACAGUAAAACAGAUGCAAAACGUGCCUAUAAAGACUUUCAGAACAGAGAUCGCUAUAAUGCUAAUUUGUAAAGGAAAAAAAUGUGAAAGAUUAUGUUAAUAUCUGAUUAUUCUAUAACAGCUGGAGUUACAAUCUAUGUGCACAGUGCUGGUGGAAAGGGCAAUUCUCUCAAAUGUAUCAAUUAAUUUUGUAUACUUUUUCCAGGAGCCAACUUCCAUGGAAGUAAACGAAGUAAAUGAACAAGACAAAAAAUUGCUUCCUCACCCGUUAUUCCAGCAAGACAAUUUAGUACACCAAAUGACUUGUCAAAUAAUGAUCUGCACAUUUCAAUGCACAUUUAAUUCUGCUCAGUCUGACUAGGGCUUGGUUUCUAAAAGUUUUCUUGUUACUGAAUAAAUCUUUUCAUAAAACCUUUACAUUUCUACCAUCUGUGAUACACAGUCAUAAACGUGAUGAUAUUCAUCACUCCAUUUUAAAAGAUGGGCACCUGAACUAAAGCUCUUGGGUCCACAUUUAAAAACUAUGGCUAAACCCAAAAUUUAAUAAACCGCCACAUUUUUGAGCACCUCCUGAAAUUCUUGGAAUCCCAGCUCAUCUAACGUUAACUUUACAGGUAAAUAAAAGCCUUUGGCUUUUUAGGAAUUUGACUGACAAUUCUGCUUGCCAAAUCAAACCCACAAGCUAGAUAAGCAUUGGUGAGACUCUCUCCAGCAGGCUGAGCUUUGCUCAAAGUGUUGGUGUAGCUUAUGGUGUUCCUGUCCUUGUUAGGUAAGUCUAUCUGAAGAAAGCAAGAAGCUGUUAGCUUCAUCCUAAAUCUGAGAGAAGCUGUCUCAUUCCUCCAUUAUUUCCAAAUAUAAGGUAUUAUAAUCAUUGACAUGGAUGCAAGAGAACCACGUUUUCUUCUCUCUCUUGAAAUCAAAGAUGGAAUUCAACCACAGGUGUGGUUCACUGAUGUAAUGGAGAUAUGGAUCCCCAGUCAAAGGUUUGUAGGCAUAGCUGCUGUGACAGUUACUCAAGACUCAAGUGUGAGUGCAACCACACUGCAGAGAGCAGGGUCAACUAAAGCAUGUUGCUGAGGACUGUGUCUAGUUGGGAUUUGAAUAUCUCCAAGGGCAGAGACUCUACAACCUCUCAGGAUAACCUGUUCCAGUGUUUGAUCGGCCUUGCAGGUUUGUCUGGGUUUUUUUCCUCCUUGUGUAUUUCCUGCCAAUUUCCUCUUGUCCUUUCUUUGGGCACCACUGAGAAGACUGACUCAGUCUUCUCUACUUCCACCCUUGCCCCAUCAGGUAAGAUCUUCCUGAACUUUCUCUUCUCCAGGCUGAAGGGUCACAGCUUGUGGUCUCUUUGUAGGUCAGGUGUUCCAAUCCAUUUAUCAUCUUCACGGCAGUUUGCUGGACUUGCUCUGCUACGUCUGUGUCUCUCUUGUACUAGGAAGCCCAGACUGGACCCAGCACUCCAGAUGUCUCAGUGCUGAGCAGAGCGGAAAAUCACCUGUUGGCCUUAUUUGCUGCAAGGCUGUGUUGCUUGCAUAAAAAUUGGUGUCCACCAGCACUGUCGGGGCCUUUUCUGUCCUGUUGAAGUCUCUGAAUGGCAGCACAAAUCUCUGGUGUAUCAACCACUUCCCUUGGUGUUGUAAUGGCUGUAAACUUUCAGAAGUUGUGCUACUCCUGUCUUCCAGGUUGUUAAUGAAGAUGUUAAACAGCAUUGGCCCUGAUACCAAUACCUGGAGCACCCCGGCAGUGUCUGGCCUUAGACUUAGACGUGCACCAGAUGUGGUUAAAGAAUCAACAUGGACUUGGGAACAUCUUAUCUUGAUAGUUUGCAUACAUGCACUCUCGAGAUUUGAAAGGUUUGAAAGUAUCAGUAUGACAAGAAUCUGAGAUUCUUGUUUGAGAUCUUAAACUCUUGUACCACCUUGGUGUAUUUUACUCACAUGCUCAAGGAUAAACUAAUCAGCAAAUUUGGGAUCAGAAAGGAAUAUUUCCCAUGAUUAAUCUCAUAGGGAUGACUGCUAUUUCUGUUGAGCAGCUGGACGCUAUUUCGUGCAUUUCAGGCACUAGUAGACAUCUUUACAUCUGCAGCUUCUGACCAGAGUCUCCUGUGUGACAAGUCCGGUGCUGAGCUGAGCCAUGACAGUGGUGAGACUGGGUGACUCUGGUCCUUGGAAAUGAGAUCUGAAGCAGGCAAUUACAUCUGUGCAGUACGGGCUACCCAGUACGCCAGGGUGUUAGCAGGGCGUUAGGCUUUCUGAGCCUGCAGUGGCCAGUGAGAAAGGCAGACCUGGAAGGAGCAGCCAUCUGAAUUGCCCAAGAAUUUCAUGUUAUACAAUGGUCCUUCUUGUUGUGGGGAUGAAGCUCAUUGGUGUGACCUCGAAUGCUUUCUCUUUCCCGACUCUGGCACAUCCCAGCUGGGAUGUUGGCCUUUUUACUCUAGGUCUAACAUUUGUCAGCAAUGGAAAAGCUUUUAUGACUUGAGCCCUUUAUGCCCUGAGUUGCUGCUCAUGUUCUGGUUGUCGCUGGUGGUGGAGGACUGGGUAUGAUGAUCAGCGUUGCCUUCUCCUGUUCUGUGUCCCUGUAUAUUUUGUGACAACGUGACUGUCAGUGUAGGAAGCUUUUUCAGGCAAUAAAUAACUGUGAGGUCUGGCUGCGGUGGGGCAGUGGGCUCCCUGGUGACACUUGAGCAGGAAUGAGGCACUGAAUUGCUCAGGGAAGGGAAGGUCAGGACACACACAAAUUUCAAGUGGCUGACAGGUUCUAAAGCUGGAAGGGGAAGGUCCUCCUAAGUACCUCCAGAACUAGGUGGGCUCUUGUUUGACUGCAGCUUUGGGGUCCUGCAAUCCACCUAUUUAUUUCACAUGCCUGCAACGUUUUGGAUCUCACCAUUAUUCUGUAAUCUCCUGAGAAGAAUUCAAUCAUGUAAUUAUUCUCAUGCCCAAUGUGCCUGCUCCUCGGGUGUCACUCAAGAACAAGCUGCAUGAAGAAGGUGAUAGCAAAGACAGCCUCUUCCCCUGUCCCCUGAACAGAGCCGUCAGUGUGUCACCAUUUCCUGAACGGCAGCAAACGCUUUGAAAAUGUUCAAAUGUAAGCACUGUCCUCACAAAGGACAAUGCAACGCAUCCAAGCCGUGCCUGAGAGAUCUGAUCAGGCCUGACUUGUCUGAGUUGUUCUGUUCAUACCAUCAUUUAGGUUGGAAAAGACCCUUAAAAUCAUCGAGUCCAACUGUAAAGCUAGCGCUGCCAAGUCCAUCCCUAAGCCAUGUCCCUAAUGGUCAUGUCUGCCCAUCUAAAUACUGCCAGGGAUGGUGACUCAACCACUUCCCUGGGCAGCCUGUUCCAAUGCUUGAUAACUGUUUCAGUGAAGAAAUUUUUCCUAAUACCCAGUCUUGAUGUUGGACUAUGACUAUUCCCAGGUGUAGCAUAAUUCAUACCCACAGGUACCUUUGCUUCUGGAGCUUGAUGCAGAUCCCUCAGAAAAUCAUCCUAGUUGUCUUGGAGGAAGUAGCGUCUUAGCCAAGAUUCCCCAAACCUGCACUUUCAGUAGUUUUGCAGAAUUUCAAAUGGAGAUUUCAUAAUCUUAUUUUCUUGGAGUAAUUCCAUCAGUGACUGACAUAAUCGUAUGGCUGAAUAUCUGAAGAGAAAAAAAAUGAUAUAAUACCCUACAUACCUAUGGAGAAAAUUACACAUCGAGUUCUAAGCUUCCCAUCUUUGAUGUAAUUUAGAUAGACCUUCUGGGUUUUCUAAAAUCCCCUGAGGAUCAGAGAUGCCUUGGAACAGCAUAAUCUUGUCUGUUAAUAUUCCCUUAACCUUUACUGCUUUUCAAAUCCCCAUUUUAGUCAGUAUGAUGUAUGAGGCUCAGUUUUUUAUAAUACUUCUCACACAUAUUCUGGCAGAUAAUUCCUUCUCUUCAUUUUACCUUAUUAACCAAGGUUCUGCUUUAAUGGAUGUGUAUGUGUUUGUGUGGUUUGCAUUUAUAUUGCAUUUUGACCAAUGUAUUGUUUGACUAUAUACAGUUGCCUGUUAUCUGGGGUAAGCUUUGUCAAGUCUAUUUAGAAAUGGAAAAUAUGUCAAUAAAGACUAGAA
Messenger RNA from Chroicocephalus ridibundus (black-headed gull), 4798 nucleotides. RefSeq names its product ATP23 metallopeptidase and ATP synthase assembly factor homolog (gene ATP23). The record is from RefSeq and is a predicted model, not a curated record. Gene Ontology annotation, molecular function: metalloendopeptidase activity. The coding region runs from base 60 to 791 and encodes 243 amino acids. Lineage: Eukaryota; Metazoa; Chordata; Aves; Charadriiformes; Laridae. The transcript is spliced from 6 exons. Gene Ontology annotation, biological process: mitochondrial proton-transporting ATP synthase complex assembly; mitochondrial protein processing.